AAAUCCUGUUGCCAAACAGCUCCUUAAAGCUAAAAACUUGAAAGUUCAGCUGCAAAGCUGGACCAACAGAGCCAUGGAUUGGCCCAUUUCCACAUUCGUGCCUCUCACACAGUCGGUGGCAGUCUGAGCUCCCCGCCUCUCCCAUCUUUUUACGUGGGUUAAGAAGAAGCAGUAGAACAAUACUUCUCUAUCCUCUUGGUCCAAACUUGUUGUGUUCGGGAACUUGCAGAAAAUAUUUUCCUUCAAAUCAAAGAUGAGUUCUACACCUGUGCCAAGAAGAGAGAGCCCUUGGGGUUUGCCCGACGGGGAUACACGACAACCUCGAGCACAUAGAUGUAAUGAUCGUGCUGAGGAUAUUGUCCAGGCUUGUUUUGAAGGAAACCCUUUUAAAACUGUUCCUGGUCCUUUCAAGCUCUUUUGGCGAUGCAUGCGGUCAAAACCUGGGGAGGAGCCAAUUGAGCCUUUUUACUAUUUGCAGCUGGAUCCACCAAAGAGGGAAGAAGUCAAGCUAGAGUAACCUCAGGAAAUCUGUAGGACUCUAGUUCUGCGCCUGCUCCAACAGCUUUUCAGCUGCUAGUCGUUUCUGUCAUACUUGAAAAAUGAUGACAGUCAUUUACUGAAACAAUCGAAAAAUCAACAAAAAUCAGUUUUUUGUGGAAGUUUUCUGAUUGCUUUCAUCAUUUUGACUGGUUUAAACUAUAGGGGAGCCCCUAGUAAUUUAUCCAUGCUUGUUUUUAAGCUUUAAUAGCCAACGUAUGGAAGUCAUUUGUUACAUAUACAUGUAUAAUUUUAGCUAUUUAUCUGUAAAAUGUUGUUUUUUCUUUGAAGUUUUGUUUAGAAAAUUG
Molecule: messenger RNA, 845 nt
Organism: Dendrobium catenatum
Lineage: Eukaryota; Viridiplantae; Streptophyta; Magnoliopsida; Asparagales; Orchidaceae
Exons: 4
Coding region: 254-517 (87 amino acids)
Source: RefSeq, a predicted model, not a curated record